Symphalangus syndactylus (siamang) is the source of this 3700-nucleotide messenger RNA. RefSeq names its product cortactin (gene CTTN). Gene Ontology annotation, biological process: cell migration; regulation of actin filament polymerization. Gene Ontology annotation, molecular function: actin filament binding. NCBI's taxonomy places the organism in Eukaryota, Metazoa, Chordata, Mammalia, Primates, Hylobatidae. The record is from RefSeq and is a predicted model, not a curated record. Gene Ontology annotation, cellular component: plasma membrane; site of polarized growth; lamellipodium.
GUUUUGCAAUCAGGUCAGUGGAGGCAGCGAGGCGCGGCUGCAGCUAGUCGUGAGGCUCUAAAUUUGGAACCGUCCCUCCUUCGGGGUGUGUUUAAAAUCACCAGAACGGUGCUUUGGGGCUUUCUGUUAACGUUUCCAUCACCUGGAUAGUCUAAGGGAUGCCUGAUCCCUGAAGCUAGAAGGCCUCUGGUGAGAAGGGACAGGGCUUACUCCCACUGGAAUCUGUGGACGUGUCGGGCCCCUUGGGGAGGAAUUCAUUUUCUGCUGAAGGAAGCUCCAGAGGCAUCGGAUGAGCGCUCCCUGGAAUCCCAUGCGCUCCAUUUGGGCUCAGUGUUGACUUGGCUGCGCAGGCUCUGUCGGGGGAACUUCACCCACUAGGUCCUUCAGGCAUGAUCCAGCCCUCAAGCCCGGCGGGGCCCAAGGCUGCGGCGCAGGAGGGGCUGGCCGCCUGCCCCUGUCUCCAUUCUGGUGUUUGACCGUGUGGACGGAAUCAUUCCCCAAUGCCUGGAAAUUCCUCAUUAGGUUACUGUGUUUUCAACAGAGUUUUGUGAACAGCCUUUUAUCUCCAAGCGGAAAGAAAGAAAAUUUUCUCACUCGAAGCCAAAGAGUAUUUCCAGUAUAUUUCUGACGCCAGGUGACGGCAGUGUCAGAACCCUGAGAUGUGGAAAGCUUCAGCAGGCCACGCUGUGUCCAUCGCCCAGGAUGACGCGGGGGCCGAUGACUGGGAGACCGACCCUGAUUUUGUGAAUGACGUGAGUGAGAAGGAGCAAAGAUGGGGUGCCAAGACGGUGCAGGGCUCCGGACACCAGGAGCAUAUCAACAUACACAAACUAAGGGAGAAUGUCUUUCAAGAGCAUCAGACCCUUAAGGAGAAGGAGCUUGAAACAGGACCAAAAGCCUCCCAUGGCUAUGGAGGGAAAUUUGGUGUGGAACAGGACCGAAUGGAUAAGUCAGCUGUCGGCCACGAAUAUCAGUCGAAACUUUCCAAGCACUGCUCGCAGGUGGACUCGGUCCGUGGCUUUGGAGGCAAGUUUGGUGUCCAGAUGGACAGAGUUGAUCAGUCUGCCGUAGGCUUUGAAUACCAGGGGAAGACUGAGAAGCACGCCUCCCAGAAAGACUACUCCAGUGGUUUUGGUGGCAAGUACGGCGUGCAGGCUGACCGAGUAGACAAGAGCGCGGUGGGCUUCGACUACCAGGGCAAGACGGAGAAGCACGAGUCACAGAGAGAUUACUCCAAAGGUUUUGGCGGCAAAUACGGUAUCGACAAGGACAAAGUGGAUAAGAGUGCCGUCGGCUUUGAGUAUCAAGGCAAAACGGAGAAGCACGAGUCCCAGAAAGACUAUGUGAAAGGGUUUGGAGGAAAAUUUGGUGUGCAGACAGACAGACAAGACAAAUGUGCCCUUGGCUGGGAUCACCAGGAGAAAUUGCAGCUGCAUGAAUCCCAAAAAGACUACUCCAAAGGAUUCGGCGGGAAGUAUGGGGUGCAGAAGGAUCGGAUGGAUAAGAAUGCGUCAACCUUUGAGGAUGUCACGCAGGUGUCCUCUGCCUACCAGAAGACAGUACCUGUCGAAGCUGUGACCAGCAAAACAAGUAACAUCAGGGCUAACUUUGAAAACCUCGCUAAGGAGAAAGAGCAGGAGGACAGGCGGAAGGCGGAGGCGGAGAGAGCCCAGCGGAUGGCUAAGGAGCGGCAGGAGCAGGAAGAGGCCAGGAGGAAGCUGGAGGAGCAAGCCAGAGCCAAAACGCAAACGCCCCCUGUGUCGCCCGCACCUCAGCCAACCGAGGAGAGGCUGCCCUCUAGCCCCGUCUAUGAGGAUACGGCUUCCUUCAAGGCAGAGCUGAGCUACAGAGGCCCUGUGAGCGGGACGGAGCCGGAGCCUGUGUACAGCGUGGAGGCCGCUGACUACCGAGAGGCCGGCAGCCAGCAGGGCCUGGCCUAUGCCACAGAGGCUGUCUACGAAAGCGCAGAGGCCCCGGGCCACUAUCCCACAGAGGACAGCACCUACGAUGAGUACGAGAACGAUCUGGGGAUCACAGCCGUCGCCCUGUACGACUACCAGGCUGGUGAGCGGCCUGCAAAAGCGCUCGGAGGGGAGACCCGGGCAGCUGCGCCUGCCUCUGCUUGUUUCCUGAGAAUUCACUUCUCCAGCAUUCGGGCGAUGAUGAGAUCUCAUUUGACCCCGACGACAUCAUCACCAACAUCGAGAUGAUUGAUGAUGGCUGGUGGCGUGGAGUGUGCAAGGGCCGGUAUGGGCUCUUCCCAGCCAACUAUGUGGAGUUGCGGCAGUAGGGCCCCCGCCCCCCGGGAGCUGCGCCCCGGAUCCUCACACUACAGAUCAGGCCUUCUUUGGUUCUUGGGUUUUGGGUUUCUUUUUUUUUUUUUUUUUUGAAGGUGGGGAGGGGAAUAUACACAUUGCUUUUAUAUUUAAUACUUUUGCUGAUGCUUUUGAAAAUGUUUAUGCCACAGAAUUUGCUAAUAUAUUGUAAUCACAUUCCUUAGGAGGACUUUGGUAAUUGGUUUUAUGCAUUGAUGGUUUUUUUUUCUUUUUUUUUUUUGCCAAAUUGACUGUCACACGCAGCAGCUUCAGGGAGCUCACAUUCUCUUGUGUGUGUGUUGCCCAUGUGCCCAUCAAGUGCAGUCGGGACCUCCCAGGACAAGCACGAGGCCUCAGGUCGGCUCUGUGGCGGGUAGGCAGGAAGGACUGUCCCAGACGAGGGGCUUCCUCUAGAGUCUCACUGUUUGGGAGAAGAGGGGUGGGCCUGAUAGAAGUUAACCCGGAGCUAAGUCACCCAGAGCACAGGAGCUGCCAUGUCAGAUGGGAAAUCUGCCUGUGUCAUACCGUGACAGCCCGCAGGAUCAGGUGACUUCUAGCAGAGACCCUGGUUUUUUUCCUGUGCCCACUCCGGCUUAUCCUUGUCUCUACCCAUCUCCUGAUGCCCAGUUUGCUGGGAGGGCUGCUGGGAGCCUCUCCUGCCCCCGCCGGGCAGUGUCACCGAGUCCUUGAAAUCCUCCCCUGCCCCGCGGGUCUCUGGAUUGGGACGCACAGUGCAGUUGAGUGCGUUGGGCUUGGCUUUUCACAAAGGCUGAUGUCUUGACUGUCUCCCAUAAGGGUCCCUGGGACACCAAGCAGCCUGGGGCGGUGUGUGUGCCAUGUCACAGCAUGGCCUCUUGGCCUUGGGAAGGAAGGCAGUGCCUGUUCUGCUGUGAGCUGCCAGGAACCCUCCUCCCAUCAGUGGGGGUGUAGUACUUUUGCCAAAAUACCAUGUUCAAUUACAGUAGUUUGAUCAGUUGAAGGCUAGAAGUGUGAAGUGCAGAUAAGUGUGUGUUCCUCCCCAAGGUCCCCCCACAGCUCCGGGACACGGCUGUCCUGGCAUUUGUGGCCACUCACUUUGUAGGAAACUCAUCUCCUUCCUGAGGAGCCGGGAGGCUGGACCAGUCCCUUCGUGCAGUCAGGUGGGCGCUGUGUCUUUCCAGAAGCUCACGUGGAAAUGUCUCGGGACUUGGGUCCCGGAGCACCCGUGAAGCGCGUGUUUUUGCUCUUGGGGUGCAUUUCUCAUCAUCCUUGCUUUACCACAAUGAGCAGUGAGGUCGGGUUUUAUAUGCAACCUAUUGUAUCUGAAUUCCUGUAGCACACCUCAUAGGUAUGAUUUUUUUAAAUUAAAGAAUUCAGAAUAAACUUUUUUUGAUCCACUUGCGUGA